CCCGUGUUGGUGGUCUUGGAAAUAACGGCAAUGCGGACCAACCCCGUGAUACGGUGGUGAUUAUUGAGCGAGGAGAAGAAGCAGGAGCAGCAGCAGCAGCAGCAGGAGGAGGAGGAGCAGUGGAGAGAAAGGGAGCCGGGGCAGCAACAGGAAGGGAAGAAGCAACAGCCAUAGAUCAAAACUUGACCAAAACAGACAAGGAAAUCCCCGGGACAAGGAACCCAGGAGCCGCGCCGAGGAAUCCUCUUCCUCACGCAGGAAGGGUCGCUCAGGAACCCGGACAGGCACGAGAGACAUGGGAUUUGAACGAGCAGCUCCUCAAGGCGGCGAGUGACGGGGACCAGACGGGAGUGAAGAUGUGGCUGGACGAGGGAGCCGACGUAGAGGCGGUUAGCUCAGCGAAAGGCGAUGAGAAAGGGCUCCGUCCGCUGCACCUGGCGGCGUGGGCGGGACACGCGGGCGUCGUCCGUGAGCUUCUCAGUCGGGACGCCGAUUUCAAAGCAAGGGGGGGCCGAGACGGAUACUCCGCCAUCCACUAUGCUGCCAAAGGGGGCUUCGUCGAGGUGUUGAAGAUCCUUCACGAGAAUAAGUGCAACAUGAAAGCCAAGACAGACAGUGGGCAGACGCUCCUCCACGUGGCAGCUGACAAUGGAAACCUUAAGGCCAUCGAAUGGAUAGUGGAAAACACAAAUAUUGACCUCGACGCCAAGAACAAUGAUCGCAGCACAGCUUUGGAAGUGGCCCAGAAAGCGAGGCAGAAGGACAUAGUCAAUUACCUGAUGAAGACUCCUGCUCAAGAGGCAAUCCGAAAAGGAGAUUUGGGGAAAGUGAGAGAACUGGUCGCCGGAGGAUUUGACGUGAACGCUGUGCUUCAGGAGAAGAAAAACAAAGAGUGCCGGCCGCUUCACCUCGCUGCUGAUGGAGGACAUGUGGACAUUGUGAAAUUUCUCCUUCGCUCGGGAGCUCAGGCAGAGGCUAAGAAUUACGAAGGCAUGACGCCGCUGCACCUGGCGUCCUGGGGAGGGCACGCAGAGAUCAUCAAGGCCCUGCUUGACAGAGGCGUGAAUGGGAAUGCAAGGACCAACGAAGGCAUGACGGCGGUCCACCUGGCGAGUAUGGGCGGCCACGUGUCCUCGAUGGAGGCGCUGACGCCCACGUGUGACUUCCUUUCAGUCACUCGCGAAGGGAAGUCGGCGCUCCACCUGGCGGCCGAGUACGGAAACUUAGGCGCUGUUGAAUGGCUGCAUCUACAAGGGCUUAAACCUUCUUUAAAGGAUCAUUCAGGACACACGCCUCUCCAGUGCGCGAAGGAUGAGGGACACAAGAAGGUGGUGGAGUACCUCAAACGCUAUGAUCAACAGACCCUCAACCGGCAUGGCAGAGAGUUACUCAGUGCCGUCGCAGAAGGAAAUUUGGUUGAAGUAAAACGAAUCAUUCGACUUGGCGCAAACCUGAACCUUUCAAGCAUCGUAGAAGGAGAAGAUGGUCGCCAAGCCCUUCACACAGCCGCUCUCCUUAGCUACACGGAAAUUCUACAAGAACUCCUGAGGAGGGGAGCUGAAAGAAAUGGGACGGACAGUCGGGGCAACACUGUAGUGCACUAUGCAGCGCUUCGCGAAGACCCCCGCGUGCUGCAGGUCUUACACGAGGAAAACGUAGAUGUGGCAUCUGCCGUGAACUUCAGUGGUGAAACUCCUCUGCACAUCGCCGCCUCCAGAGGAAACCUGAAAGUCCUCGAAUGGCUCUUGCAAAAGGGCGUCAACGUGAACCAUAAGAAUGCCGAGGGUAUGACAGCCGAGGAGGUGGCCGCCUCGAAGCGCCAGUAUGGCGCUGCUGAAAUUCUGUCAAAAAAUGUUGUAAAGAUUGACAGAGCAGAGGGACUUAAGAGCCUUGGUAAUACAUGCUACAUGAACACUAUCCUGCAGUGCCUCUUCUACAUCAAAGAAGUUACAGCUCUCUUCAAAAAUGAUAAAUACAAGCAAGAACUGGUUGGACCCAGGCUCCAAGCCAACGUCUCUGAAUCUUUCGCCGCUGUGGUAAAAGCUCUUACCUAUGGAGGAAAUUACGUAGGUGCUUUGAAAGAUUUCAAGAGCGCAGUGUGCGGGUAUGACCCCCUCUUCCUCGGAAACGACCAACGUGAUGCGCACGACUUCCUGUCCUCAUUCCUUUUUGCUGCAAGGAAGGAAUUCAGAGUAGGUUAUUGUACCCUCAGUUUUGGCUCCUAAUACACUAAUUUUUCU
Messenger RNA from Penaeus indicus, 2240 nucleotides. RefSeq names its product putative ankyrin repeat protein RF_0381. The transcript has 15 exons. Lineage: Eukaryota; Metazoa; Arthropoda; Malacostraca; Decapoda; Penaeidae. The record is from RefSeq and is a predicted model, not a curated record. Gene Ontology annotation, biological process: protein deubiquitination. The coding region runs from base 357 to 2225 and encodes 622 amino acids. Gene Ontology annotation, molecular function: protein binding; cysteine-type deubiquitinase activity.